Messenger RNA from Brugia malayi, 519 nucleotides. Its product is annotated as serpin, putative. The record is from RefSeq and is a predicted model, not a curated record. Gene Ontology annotation, molecular function: serine-type endopeptidase inhibitor activity. The transcript has 3 exons. NCBI's taxonomy places the organism in Eukaryota, Metazoa, Nematoda, Chromadorea, Rhabditida, Onchocercidae. Bases 1 to 519 code for a protein of 172 amino acids.
AUGAUGAUGAAACCGGAUACAGUUCCGUAUUACGAAGAUGAUUCUGUGCAAGUUAUCAAAUUACCUUACAUUGGUGAUGAAGUAGAAAUGGUUAUCAUAUUGCCAAGAAGACGUUUCGGCUUAUCCGAUGUACUGGGAAAUUUGUCAGGCGAAAAGCUACUUAAAUACGUCAAUGAAGCAACGAACCGAAGUGUUUCCAUUAAAUUGCCAAGAUUCAAAGUGGAAGAAAAACGAAAUUUGAAUAGUGCUCUGCAGGCAAUUGGCAUCACAGAUGCUUUCAGCGGAAAUGCUAAUUUCGAAGAACUUUUUAAUAACUCACUUCCAAUUUCUAUUGGCAAAAUUAUUCAUGGAGGUUUCAUUGAGGUAAAUGAGAAAGGGACAGAAUCAGCUGCUGCAACAAUAAUUGAAUUAGAGGAUCGCAUGGGUUCAUCGAAAAUUUUCAACGCUAAUCAACCAUUCCUCUUUGCAAUUGUUAAAGACUUAAAGACAGUUUUGUUCUUAGGACAAUUUGUCAAAUAG